AUGCCUAUCGAGUGGCAAUCAUCCCAAGCCCUUUUGGUCGUACGUGCCACUGUAACUGGCGUACGCCGGCCGAACCUCGCUCUUGGGAAUAUUGCCACUGCACCGACUACGACUCUUUCUGGGGCGAAUCUUCGUGUCGACGCCGUAUGGAGUCUAACAUGUAGUGACUCAUGCACACUGCGCAAGGGCACCGCUUCCUAUACUUAUCAGUGUUCUUCAAGUCCUAGUAUCAAAUUCCAUCCCCUCGAGAUAGUCUCGACUCAACCCCACACAGCUUCUGCUAAGAUGAGCUUCUCUGCCCUCCCGUUCGAGCUGGUGAGCGAUAUCUUUGAUCACAUUCGAGCAAAAGAGGAUAUGCAGGCCGUUUCUCUCGUCUGUCACAAGUACCACGCUGCCAUUGCGCCGCUGAUGUGGUACACAUUAAAUACUAAUCUGCUACCAAACGAGGCUCAGUCCUUCGAAGCACUCAUUAAUCCGCAAAGCAUGGUACUUCCCCAUAUUCGACGGAUUCUCAUAGCAACACCUCGACACAGCACAGACGAAGUCGAACACAGAUUGCGUCUACUUUUAACUUCCUUACCGCACGAUAAACUCACACACUUUGUAGUUGCCACAUUGAGGCCGCACCGUCAUACUAUCCAGAUGCUCCUCAAAUCUCAACGGAAGCUCAAAGAGCUGAACUUUCGCAUUAGCCUCGACGAUGCCUCAGUCGGCAACGGUCCGCUUCCUAUCUCCAAGAGUAGUCCUUCCAUAGGACCCAUACUAAAAGACCUUACUGGACUAGCUGUAUAUGUUCAUUGCCAUCCGAAUAAAGCGAGGAACUCUUAUGAGUACUACCGCAAACUUCUCAAAUACGUUCCCGAGCUGCAGACACUGUCCAUAGUCGGCAUGGGCAAUGUUCAUCACCUACGCGACCGGCUGGACACGGGCCUCAUCUUACAACGUAAUCUAAAAGAGCCCAUUUUGACAAGUCUUACAACCCUCUGUCUAAAGCUUAUCGACCUUGGGACGAGCCACAAGACGAUUUUCACUAACAUGAAUCUUGCCAAUCUUAACACGUUAUCAUUGAUCGGGUGCAAUGAAAUGGCAGGUUUCCUGGAUGGCCUCCUAGUACAUUGCGCCGACAGUGACGGCGGCUAUCUUUCCCAUCUUUCCGAUCUGGAAAUCCUGUUCCCUUGGCAUUUAUCCAAUCCCGAUACAGAUGUCCAGGCUAUCCAAUGUUUCCUCGAGACUGGUCCGAAGCUGGCCAAGCUCACUUUGGACGUAUCGCACCACGCCUUGAUAGACAAAGACGCUAUAAUCGCCCAGUCUACCAAGCUCAAGUCACUGGAGCUGGGGACGCGUGACGACAGACCUGCACGCUCGUAUGCAGUGGAAGACGUCGAAGCGAUAUUGGACGCCUGCUCAGCGCUCACACAUAUCACCAUAAAUCUACCUGGAGUGAAGCUAGGACCCCUCAUAGAUCUAGCUCAUGAUUUCAAGUUGGGAAGACCCCAAAAUUGUCUCACACAUGUAGAGACUGAGUUCGAAGCUAUGCUCACCGUACUCGCCCAACAUGCCCCACUUCACACCCUCCGUAUGCUGAACCUCCCAAAUUUUGGACCCGUCGAAAUUGCACACACACCCGGCUCGCUUAGCGCUACCGAACACUGCUUAUCCCGCGUCCUGUACCAAAAUUUCGUAACGGAGAUUAUGCGCUUCAUGGCGAAAUGCGGUACCGCACCCAUUGUUUUCGAUACCCGGCCUAGUACCACGCAUCAGAUCUUCGACAAGUGUCGCUGGCCUGCGUAUCUGUUCAACAAGGGGUAUGUUUGUGAUGCGAGAGGGAAAAGGGAGCUGAUGGCGGUGCAUUUGGACAGGUACCCGCAGGCCAUUAAUGAGUCACUCGUGAUGCGUAUGACGGGUUCGAGUAUUUGA
Messenger RNA from Alternaria rosae, 1917 nucleotides. RefSeq lists its product as uncharacterized. The record is from RefSeq and is a predicted model, not a curated record. The transcript is spliced from 4 exons. Bases 1 to 1917 code for a protein of 638 amino acids. Gene Ontology annotation, molecular function: protein binding. NCBI's taxonomy places the organism in Eukaryota, Fungi, Ascomycota, Dothideomycetes, Pleosporales, Pleosporaceae.